GAUUGUAUCAUGGAUGGUAUAGUCUCUGAUAGUAUCGUGGAUGGAAACGUCUUUGAUUGUAUCGUGGAUGGAAACGUCUUUGAUUGUAUCGUGGAUUUAAACGUCUUUUAUUGUAUCGUGGACGGUAUCGUCUUUGAUUGUAUCGUGGAUGGAAACGUCUUUGAUUGUAUCGUGGACGGUAUCGUCUUUGAUUGUAUCGUGGAUGGUAACGUCUUUGAUUGUAUCGUGGAUUUAACAGUCUUUGAUUGUAUCGUGGAUGGUAAAGUCUUUGAUUGUAUCGUGGAUGGUAUCGUAUUUGAUUGUAUCGUGGAUGAUAGAGUCUUUGAUUGUAUCGUGGAUGGUAUCGUAUUUGAUUGUAUCGUGGAUGAUAGAGUCUUUGAUUGUAUCGUGGAUGGUUAA
Messenger RNA from Lottia gigantea (owl limpet), 399 nucleotides. RefSeq lists its product as hypothetical. The record is from RefSeq and is a predicted model, not a curated record. The annotation marks the transcript as partial. The transcript has 2 exons. NCBI's taxonomy places the organism in Eukaryota, Metazoa, Mollusca, Gastropoda, Lottiidae.